UAAAUCAUAUAAACAAGAGUGUGCGACAGACAAAAACAAGACCACUAUCACAGGAGGAUCUCUAGAAACUUCUUAUCCUGUAAAGAUGAGCCGCAUUGCUGGCAUUUUGCGGCGUACCUUUGGACUAGUGCGCGAGCACGUCGGGACGGACCAUUUGGGAAAUAAAUAUUACUUUAUCCCUGAGCAGAGAGCGUGGACAGGAAAUCACAUUCGUGCCAAACGGCUGGUAGAGCCAGCCAAUCCUACAGAGCUUGAGUAUAUGGAGGGCAGCAUUCCGAUGGAGUGGGAUGCGUGGAUCCGAGGCAGACGGAAGGAGCCCCCCUCUGUUGAGGAGCUAAUGACGAAUGAGUCCCAGAGGCAGCAGAUCAAGCUGAAGGCCAAGGAAGUUGAAGAGAAAGAUCUGGCUCUACAGGCCAAAGAGUACGAGGAGGGUUUGGUGUCGACUCCUGCAAGGACUGUGGCCAAAGGCCAUGCUGCUGCCACUGACUUUGGCAAACAGGAGAUCAGUGAGGAGCCAACCAGCACUGCAACCACAUUCCAGCCUGGCUCAUGGAUGCCCACUCCCAAAAAAUAGACUGAGACUGCAGGGUAAUGUCAUUCAGACCCACAAAAAAAAAAGAUGCAGUAUAAACUUUGUGAACAUAAGUAGCUGAGAUUUGAUAUCAGAAGCUUAUCUCAGUAGGAGUGUAAUGUAUUUAAGUCAUAAACCAUAAACUGUCCUUUAAGACAUUUCAAGUCUUGUCUUCAUAAAGGAGGUGUUUAUUUCAAGGCAAUUUCACUGGACAUCAUUACAUUAUAAAAAGGUUACGACUUCCCUUGCUUUUAAAUGUACUAUACUGUAUACAUUAGACAAUAUUCAUCCUUAAUUAGAAAUUUGAAGGAUAAUAUAUUGCUGAUAUAUCUGUAAAUAAAAGGAAAUUUGAAAUUAAUUUUGUGGGGGUU
Messenger RNA from Cololabis saira (Pacific saury), 942 nucleotides. RefSeq names its product NADH:ubiquinone oxidoreductase complex assembly factor 2 (gene ndufaf2). The coding region runs from base 86 to 574 and encodes 162 amino acids. The record is from RefSeq and is a predicted model, not a curated record. Gene Ontology annotation, biological process: mitochondrial respiratory chain complex I assembly. The transcript has 4 exons. NCBI's taxonomy places the organism in Eukaryota, Metazoa, Chordata, Actinopteri, Beloniformes, Belonidae. Gene Ontology annotation, cellular component: membrane.